Molecule: messenger RNA, 528 nt
Organism: Trichophyton benhamiae CBS 112371
Lineage: Eukaryota; Fungi; Ascomycota; Eurotiomycetes; Onygenales; Arthrodermataceae
Exons: 1
Coding region: 1-528 (175 amino acids)
Source: RefSeq, a predicted model, not a curated record
AUGAGUCGAACUCGUCUUUGUCGAUUGAUUCCAUCCAUUGCUGCCAGUCACAUGACUCGACCUACGGGCAUUUUUCGCAGCACUAAGCACGGAGGAGUUAACAAGCUAGUUAGUAGUUUGGUUGACUGGCUAGUUACCGAGAUGUCCGACGGGAGAGGUGAAGGUCAAGCCUGGGACGAGGGAGAAACGGCCAACAUCACGGCGAAGGAGAAGAACCGAGAAACGGAAGAGGACUCCUGUGCAGACGGAGAGAUGGUGGUGUCCAAGGGAAAGCCCGUCGCACUAAAGAAACGCUCGACAGCCCGCUGUCUUCAUCCAUCACGACGGCCAGCGGAUAUCCAGAUGCUCUCUACCUCUACCUCGACCAGAUCGCCAUUAAAAACCGACGAAGAAACGUUGACUACGGAGUUCGAUGCCUCUCAGGCCCCUCAACCGUUUCUCGACCCGGAUCUGCGAGACCGUAUGCUGAAGCUACAGGGAUCCAAGCUCAGUACUGCAACGCACACUAUAGGACAGAAUAACGAGUGA